Molecule: messenger RNA, 3547 nt
Organism: Peromyscus maniculatus bairdii (prairie deer mouse)
Lineage: Eukaryota; Metazoa; Chordata; Mammalia; Rodentia; Cricetidae
Gene: Rgs14
Product: regulator of G protein signaling 14
Biological process (GO): signal transduction; regulation of G protein-coupled receptor signaling pathway; spindle organization
Cellular component (GO): nucleus; plasma membrane; cytoplasm
Molecular function (GO): G-protein alpha-subunit binding; microtubule binding; GTPase activator activity
Source: RefSeq, a predicted model, not a curated record
UUUCUAUAGAGACACUUCCUGUGGCAGAGAAAAGAGGUAGUGAGCUGGUUGUUUCAGGAUGUGAGGGCCCGCAGGAGCAGAGCGCUCUCUCCACUGCCUGCCUGCCACCCCGAGAGCUCUGACCAGUGCUUCCACAAUCCCUGUGGUGGGUGGCCCCCCGUGGCGGGGACCUGAGAUCAGCGGCGGUAUGCCAGGGAAGCCCAAGCACUUGGGUGUCCCCAACGGGCGCAUGGUUCUGGCUGUCUCCGAUGGAGAACUGACCAGCACAGCGGGUUCCCAGGGCCAGAGUGAGGGCCGGGGCAGCUCCCUCAGCAUCCACAGCCUCCCCAGUGGCCCCAGCAGCCCCUUCUCCACUGACGAUCAGCCUGUGGCCAGCUGGGCCCUGUCCUUUGAGCGGCUGCUGCAAGACCCACUGGGCCUGGCUUACUUCACGGAGUUCCUGAAGAAGGAAUUCAGCGCCGAGAACGUAACUUUCUGGAAAGCCUGCGAGCGUUUCCAGCAGAUCCCAGCCAGUGACACCAAGCAGCUAUCUCAGGAGGCCCACAAUAUCUACCAUGAGUUCCUGUCCAGCCAGGCGCUGAGCCCGGUGAACAUUGACCGACAGGCCUGGCUUAGUGAGGAGGUGCUGGCCCAGCCCCGGCCGGAUAUGUUUCGAGCACAGCAGCUUCAGAUCUUCAAUCUGAUGAAGUUCGACAGCUAUGCGCGCUUCGUCAAAUCCCCGCUGUACCAAGAGUGCCUGCUGGCCGAGGCCGAGGGACGCCCCCUGCGGGAACCUGGCUCCUCGCGCCUCGGGAGCCCGGACACCUCGAGGAAGAAGCCGAAGCUGAAGCCCGGGAAAUCGCUGCCCGUGGGCGUGGAGGAGUUGGGGCAGCUGCCACUUGCUGAGGGCCCUUGUGGACGCCCUCUCCGCAAGUCCUUUCGCAGAGAGAUGACGGGUGGAGCCACGAACUCUGCCCUGCGACGAGAGUCUCAGGGGUCCCUGAAUUCUUCCGCCAGUCUGGACCUGGGCUUCCUUGCCUUUGUGAGCAGCAAAUCUGAGAGUCACCGAAAGAGCCUUGGAAGUGGAGAGGGUGAGAGUGAAAACCGGCCAGGGAAGUACUGCUGCGUGUAUCUGCCUGAUGGCACAGCCUCCUUGGCCCUGGCUCGACCAGGCCUCACCAUCCGAGACAUGCUGGCAGGCAUCUGUGAGAAGAGAGGCCUCUCUCUGCCUGACAUUAAGGUCUACCUGGUGGGCAAUGAACAGAAGGCCCUGGUCCUGGAUCAGGAUUGCACAGUGCUGGCAGACCAGGAGGUGCGACUGGAAAACAGGAUCACCUUCCAGCUGGAGUUAGCUAACCUGGAGCGCGUGGUGAGGAUCUCGGCUAAGCCUACCAAGCGUCUGCAGGAGGCGCUGCAGCCCAUCCUGGCAAAGCAUGGCCUGAACCUGGACCAGGUGGUCCUGCAUCGGCCAGGGGAGAAGCAGCAGCUGGAUCUGGAGAAGCUAGUGAGCUCAGUGGCCUCACAGACACUGGUUUUGGACAUUCUCCCAGGGGCCAAGAUGGGUGAAGCCAGCAGCACAUCCCCCUGCCACAGCCAGGGAGGCCUGCCUAGAACCCAGGACAAGGACACGCAUCUCCCCCCAUUGCCCCCCAGUUUGCUGGUGGAAGACGCCAGUAGCUCUACUGGGAAACGGCAGACCUGUGACAUUGAAGGCCUGGUGGAGCUGCUGAACCGGGUGCAGAGCAGUGGGGCCCAUGACCAGAGGGGACUUCUUCGCAAAGAGGACCUGGUACUUCCAGAAUUUCUGCAGCUUCCCUCCCAAAGGCCGGGCUCUCAGGAGGCGCCACCAUAGACUGGAUCGGCCACCCAGCCUAGGGAGGGCCCUUCAGACUCCGCUGCCCUCCCAGCCUUCUGACACCCAUGUAACAGUCCAGGCUGGCUGCAUGGUGCCUGGGCAGACCAAGCAUGCCGUGGGUCCGCUCUGCAUGCCCUGUCUGCGCCCUGAGUGUCCCUGGCCUCUUUUUGCUAUGGGCAGGCCCACAGAAGGAGCCAGGAAGGGGUGGAGGGGGAACUCAGGGGAGCCCCACUCCCAAACUGGGGCUCCCUGUUCUUAUAGGUUCACCUACCCAUUCUUUGCAGCUAGGCCAUCAGGGAGAGGCCCGCCUAGGCUCUUGUCAUGAGCAUACUGAACACAAAGGGGUAACUUUGGCAGUGCCAGCCUCCUCAGCUUAUUCUAAGCUUUAGCAGGGGGCAGGAGGAGGGGCUGGCCCCUCCCUAAAGAGUUGAUAGAGUAAAUCCUGGGCGUGCUGGUGGGCAACCCCUCCCUCCAUCCACAUAGACUCUACUGUACAUAUGGAUUUUAUGGUUGGCUUGGGGCAGCUGGGUUUGUCCUGAAUGUAUAUUGUUAUAUUAUAAUAAUAAUUAUUAUUAUUCAGCCAUGAGGUAUGUUUCUUGUGUGCCACUCUGCCCUGUGUGGUCCCAUCACCCCAUUGCCUCUGUCACCAAGACCAGGAAGUUCUUGAGGACCUCAGUGUAUACCUCCCAGAAUCUCUUCCUGAGGCAUGGAAUAUGGGAGCCAUAGAGCAGGAGAGGGAGGGGGAAGGGGAAGAAGGAGAGAAGAGGAGGGAGGGAGAGAGAGAGGGAGAGAGAGAGAGAGAGAGAGAGAGAGAGAGAGAGAGAGAGAGAGAGCUGUGCCUUUGCCGGCACUCAGCAUCCGUAGACAUGAAUGCAUCAUUUUUGUUCAUCCCUGUUCCUGUCAGGGAUCCAAUGCAUCUCUACACACAUUACUGAGAGCUCCUUAGGAUGCAUCAGAAGCUUAUAUGUGGGACUGGGCUAGGCAAGGUAUUCUUUUCCUCGUCUGCUUUCGCUGGGUGGUACGCCACCUCUAAGCAGCUGGGAAAGGCAGGGGAGGAAGGAGGGGAGGACUUCGCAGAAAGAAAGGCUUGCAGGGAGAAGCCCAGCGUGGUCCCACUAGGGAGGCCAGUGCCAAGAGGAGGCCAGGUGACUUGAGUGGCUAGGGCAGAGCCCUGCACACAGGUGAGGCUGCACUGAGUGAUCCCUUCACCAGGACCUCGUCCUGCUCUCCCUUCUCAUCUCACCGGCUCCUUGUCACCCUUGAAAUCUGUGGGACAGAUCAACGGAGUAUACUGACCCGCCCUGCCUUCCUCUGGGGGUUUCAGGUUUCUGUCACCUGGUAACUGCCUCACUUUAUUUGACUGUUUAAUGGGUUCCCAGGCUUCUGGGGUGAGCUGAUGACACAGGAACCUAGUCCACAUGGACAGAGUUUGGCUCAGAGCUGGUUGUCUGAAGCUGCUCUAAUAAGAGUUGUAAUCCUCAGACUGGAGAGGUGGCUCAGUGGUUCAGAGCACAGGCUGCUCUUACAGAGCACCUGGCAUCGAUCCUCAGCAUCUACAUGUCAGCUCACAGUUAUCUGUAACUCCAGUUCCCGGGGAUGCAGCAUCCUCUUCUGGCCUUCAUGAACACUGUACGCACAGUGUCCGGACAUGCAGACAAAAACAUCUAUAUGCGUACAAAUAAAAAUAAAUAAAUCUUUUUAUUUUAAUCCCAA